Messenger RNA from Hevea brasiliensis (rubber tree), 896 nucleotides. RefSeq names its product G-type lectin S-receptor-like serine/threonine-protein kinase RKS1. Lineage: Eukaryota; Viridiplantae; Streptophyta; Magnoliopsida; Malpighiales; Euphorbiaceae. Gene Ontology annotation, biological process: recognition of pollen. The record is from RefSeq and is a predicted model, not a curated record.
CGUGUAUCAAUUUUAAUCAUAUGCUUUGAUUUUGUUAAUUAUCAAUUUUAAACUUCCAAUUUGCUAUAUUUUCCAAUAAUUCUUGGGAACAUCCUCAUUUCUAUCACUAUUCAAGAAGUAUUUCCUGCAAGAUACAAAUUAUGAAUCAUGUGAAAACGCUUCCCAUUAUAUUGCUGAUUGUCUUUAUGCAUCAAUUUUGCACUUCACUAGACACCAUAACCAUUAACCAACCCAUUGUAGAUGGAGACGUUAUAGUUUCUACAGGGGAAACCUUUGCACUUGGUUUUUUCAGUCCAGGUAAAUCGAGCUACCGUUAUCUUGGAAUUUGGUACAACAAAAUUUCCGAAAAAACAGUUGUUUGGGUCGCAAAUCGGGAUUCUCCUAUCAAUGAUACAUCUGGUGUCCUCUCAAUCACCAGUCACGGAAACCUUGUCCUUAACAGCAGAAGCCAAACGACUCCCCUAUGGUUCACAAACGUUUCGGCUUUGCCAACAAACAAUUGUGUAGCUCAACUCUUAGAUUCGGGAAAUCUUGUAUUGUUUCAUGGCGGAAAUACCAUAUGGCAGAGCUUUGAACACCCGACAAAUCACGAGCUUCCCAUCUCAAAACUCGGGCUAGACAGAAGAAAAGGUCUGAACUUGUUCCUAACAUCUUGGAAAUCUUCAGAUGAUCCUGGUACUGGCAAUUUCUCGCUUAGGGUCAACCCUGAAGGUUAUCCGCAAGGGUUCAUAUACGAGGGUCAUGUUCCAAAAUUUAGAUUUGGUCAUUGGAAUGGCAGUAGUUGGUCUGGAAUACCUAUAAUGCAGAAAGUUGGAUUUAUCUUCAACUGCAGCUUUGUGAACAAUGAGAAUGAGAUUUCCUUCUCGUGGAACACUGCAUAUGGCUCAAUCUUGACA